GGUAUAAAAGGUGCAACGCGGAGCUACCCUCUGGUCAGACGUCACCCCGCGGUCAAACAAUUUACUUUGAGAGAAUCCAACUACCUAAACCCACAAUUUGAGAUUUUGAGGAACAAUUAAAGGUCCAAGUGACCACUUCUCCUUAGUGGUUCUUCUUCAUACUUCCUUUUCAAAAGUAGCAUAGAGGGCGCACAGUGACAUUACCAAACAAUACAAUUAAUUGACAACACAACCUCUAAAAACACAGUUCUGAACCGCAGCGAGUUUAAAUUGAUUUAAAACAACAUUAUCCAGCAUUCAAAGUGAAAAAUGAUCGCCGUACACUCAGGUGCUGGUAAUCAUCAUUAUAGUAAACAUCCAAAAUACAAAUUAAGCUGCAAAAAGGCCUGUCGAGCAGGCAUGGCAGUGAUAAAAUCGGGAGGCACAGCUCUUGAAGCCGUCACAGCUGCAAUAAAAGUUCUGGAAGAUGAUCCCAUAACAAACGCCGGCUACGGUUCGAAUUUAACAACAGCGGGUCGUGUUGAAUGCGACGCUGCUGUAAUGGACGGCUCGAAUCUCCUACACGGCGGUUGUGGAGCCGCAACAAACAUCAAAAACCCCAUCGAACUCGCCUGUGAUUUAUGCGUAAGACAAACACAAUCACUGCCUGUGGGUCUAAUCCCACCAUCACUCCUAGUCGGAGACGGAGCACGCUUACACGCUGAAAAAUACGGAAUAACAAGUAAAAACAAACAAUUAAUAACAAAACGAGCUAUGAAGAAACUAUUAAGUUACAGCGCCGUUUUGAAACAAUUAGAGUGCGAAAAUGAAGAAAAGAAAGAAAUAAACGAAGAAAUCCAAGAUGAUAACGUCCGCAUGGAUACAGUAGGCGCAGUUUGUUGUGACCUACGUGGUCACGUCGCAUCCGGUUGCAGUAGCGGUGGAUUACUCCUGAAAAGACCCGGAAGAGUCGGGCAGGGAGCUUUGUAUGCCAGUGGUGUAUGGGCGGAUAGUUUUGAUGCUGAUGGAGUUUCUGUAGCUUCAACCACGAGUGGUUGUGGGGAGUAUUUAGUCCGUACGCAACUAGCGAAGGAAAUUUGUGAAGAUUUGAAGGGUUCCACAUUUCCUACGCCGGAUUUAGCUAAAAGCAUGACGAAUAAAUUCCUUAAUUCGCGAUAUUUAACAACAGCGAACGAUAAAAACGCUGGAGUUUUAGUAACGCAUGUUCUUCCAAGUGGAGAGGGUACUGUCCUAUGGGGACACAGCACUGCCAGUAUGUCUGUGGGGUUUAUGUCCGUUGAUGAUCAAAAACCAAGGAGUGUAAUUUCAACAUUACCACCUGGCUCAACCCAAGGAAAAAGCAUAAUGGUUGGCGGAUCCAACUUUAAAUCCCCAAAGAUGAAACUGAUCAAAUCCAACCAUCAUCAAUAAAAACCAUCAAAAACGUGCUCAAAAACCUGAAAGAAAUCGACGAUGAGUGCAACGAUGAGGAACGCAUCAAACACGUCGAUGAAACCUUCAUGGACGCAAAUAUUUACAACAUUGCAACUCAUGUUGCAUAUAAAUGCAUCCAGAAAGUCAAU
This is a messenger RNA of Dalotia coriaria, 1562 nucleotides long. RefSeq names its product Taspase 1 (gene Tasp1). Gene Ontology annotation, cellular component: cytoplasm. The record is from RefSeq and is a predicted model, not a curated record. Gene Ontology annotation, molecular function: threonine-type endopeptidase activity; beta-aspartyl-peptidase activity; asparaginase activity. Gene Ontology annotation, biological process: protein maturation. NCBI's taxonomy places the organism in Eukaryota, Metazoa, Arthropoda, Insecta, Coleoptera, Staphylinidae.